Molecule: messenger RNA, 3385 nt
Organism: Ruditapes philippinarum (Manila clam)
Lineage: Eukaryota; Metazoa; Mollusca; Bivalvia; Venerida; Veneridae
Product: adrenocorticotropic hormone receptor-like
Exons: 2
Coding region: 209-1303 (364 amino acids)
Biological process (GO): G protein-coupled receptor signaling pathway
Cellular component (GO): membrane
Molecular function (GO): G protein-coupled receptor activity
Source: RefSeq, a predicted model, not a curated record
UACAAUAGCUGUGCUAAAAAUCCAAUGAAAUGUCGUGAAACAAGUCGAUUUUGUCAGUUGUAUAACGAGUAGCAGGGAGGUUUACUAGUAUAAAAGAAAAAUUGAGAUAUAUUUUAUUGGAAAAAUAAUAACAAAUAUUUUCAGAAUUUGAACGGAUUUAUUAAGAAAGGAUUUAAUUUGAAAGGGUUGUUGGAUAGCGUUUAACAAUAUGUUGGGUUCGACACAAACCAGUUUUGUCCAGUACGACGUAACUGAUCAUAGCACCAUUGUCCUUUCAGAAAAUGACACAGCAAUAAAUACAACCGAUAAUUCUAGUUUGAGCACUAUUGGUAGCUGGGACCAGCAUCAAGCAAUUCGAACUACAGCAGAGAAAGCUGCCAUAAUAUUUACAGAUCCAAUCGAAGCACUGACAGUUAUUGUUUGUGUUGUGGGUAUCAUAGCAAACGUUGCAUCAAUUUUAGCAGUUGUUAAAAUGCGACAAAAAAUGACGACGCACCUCAAACUCAUCAUGAGCCUUUGUUUGUCAGAUGCUCUAAUUUCGCUCGGAAACUUUUCAUUUUAUUUCACUUACAUUUUCUUCAAUAAACAUGAUUGUAUCAGUACUGUAGUAAGGUUGACGUCAGAUAUUGCGAUUUUCACCACACUUUUGAAUUUACUUGCCAUGGCCCUUGAUCAUUAUGGCGCUAUCAUUAAACCAUUACGUUACAGACAAAAGAUGACGUUUUGUAAAGGAAAUUGUGCUGUUAUAAUGGUUUGGCUUGUCAGUCUAUUUAUAGGUUUACCGGAAGUCGUGUUUGCUAUCGGUCAAGGCGGGUCAAUUUGCACCGUAAUUGCUGAAGGGAAUCAUCAUAUUGAACUAGCCAUUAUUCUGUUCAUCUUUAUUGUUCUUUUCGCAAUAUGUUUACUAUACGGACGAAUCUAUAGCCGUAUAAAAAGGGCGAUGCCGCGACGGGAAAGGGCACGCCAUCAUUCCGACUCUGGAAGCGUAAAAGCGUUAAUGACAACCGGGCUCUUUGUCGGUACAUUUAUUCUGUUCUGGACUCCUUUUGCAUUGUACACUGUUUUCAUGUAUAUUAAAAAUCGAAAUGACCGUAUGUACAUCGUUCUUAAUAUUGAUAAAGUCACACAAAUCCUUAAUAUCUUAUAUCUGAUUCUUCUACUGAAUGCCGUUUUUGACCCAUUCAUUUAUGCCAUUCGACUACCGAAAGUAAAACAGAGAUUUCAAGCUUUCUUUACAUCAUCAAAAAGAAGUAGCAGAUCAAGUAAGACUGACAAGAACUCAACGAAUUUUCAACCGCUGUGAACGAAAUUUUUCAUAUAUUUUAUGAAGAUAUGUAUUCUGAAAACAUGUUGUUUUUUUAUUUACAGUUUUAUCAAAAUUAUAUUAAGAAAAUAAAAAAAGUUUCUGACAAAGAUUUUAGAGAAAAAACCAGUUGAAUAUUGUUCUUACUUUUAAUUGCAAACUUGUAUAUGUCUCUUACGUAACAUCCUCCGUAGCAAUUGUGUUUUUUAUAUUACAUUGUUCAUUAUCCUAGAGAUGUCUUAAAUAGUUUUUUUGCUUUCUUUGUUAAAAACUGACAAUCAAAACCAUUUUAGAUACACUGAUCCGUAUUUUAGCUAAAUGCUAAUAUUUAAAUAAUCCUUUCUUGUUAAACAACAUAAAAAAUUAUACUUAAUUUCUUCACAAUAUAUUUUGGAACUUACACUCGUAGUGAUGCGAUAUGAAUUCUAAAUGAACAAAUUUCCUAGGAUACUUGCUUACUUGAUACUUGUUACUUGAUGAUUGCACUUUGACACAUAGAAAUUCAAAAAAGUGAAAUAGAGCAAGUGAACUAGAGAUGGGGGCACACUACAAGUAUAUAGCGUCACUAAAAAACUGGCGGUUUAAAACAAAUGACCAGCUUGACCUGACAUGUAAUGAAUGACACAGCUUCCAUAUUGUUUAUUCAUUCUUUUCCUUCAAAUUUAACAUAUUCAAUAAGAAGUUUAAAGCUUUCAAUGAAUUUUUAUGGCAAUAAUAUUUUACUGAAAAAUAAGCAGAUUAUAUUUUUAUUCAUAAAUUCUUUUGGCAUUCAUUAUUUUGUGCCUCAUUUAAAAAAUCAAUUACUAAUGAUAUAUAAGACUAGAGUUUAUGAUACAUUAGAUGAAGUGGUUUUUGUAUUGUUAAGUCUAACAUUUAUCGUCAAGAAUGUUUCACACUUCGUGGAUUAUCAUUUUAUGACUUAUCAUUAGUGCUUUUCUUUUGAAUUUUCAUUACAUUAUUAUAACUUGUAAAACGUAAUUCUUUGAGCUCUCCGACUAUUCAAUCGUAGUAUCAUUUUGCACGUUAUAAAGCACAAUUUUCAUUAUUUAUGUACAUUUAUAUCAUAUUAUCCUUUCCUUUCUUAAUUCACCAAUAGUGACGUUUUGUGCAAAAUAAAUAUUUUCAUGUUUUAAGUGUUUUCACCAACACAGACAAUAAUUGAUAGGCGAGUACUUUGAUUUGUUAAUUGUAACUUAUAGAUAAAUAUAAUACAUGUAUAUCUGAUGAAAAUAUGUGAUGAAAUGUGUCAUGAUGAAGAUUUGAGCUACUUAAAGAAUAUUUUAAAUCAGGAUGUUUAUCUACUGAGUUAAAAGUUAUUGUGAAAGAUAUAAAGUAAAAAGAAUAGAAGAUAAUGGGGGAAAAAAGAUUGGAGGUUUUAAUUUUAGGUCUUGUUCAAUGUCAUGAAUGACUCAGAGAAAAUGUUUUCAGGCCCGAACCCGGGAAUACAAUGACUUCUGUGUUCUACAUAAAUAUGAGAGGAAAAUAUACAGCAUCUUGUGUCAGAAUGUAAACAAUUUAUUCACACAGAAAAUUAUGAUAAGCUCUCGUUUCCAUUGAAAGUUUCAUAAAAAAUAAAAAUAUAUUUUAACAGAAAAACUAGUGUCUGUUUUAUCUCUCGACUCAUUAAAUAUAUGUUUUUCAGUUUUGUUUAAAACAUCUCAGUAUUGGACUAAACAAUGUAGGGGCGUCCGUGCUGGAUAGCUUACGGAACGUCGGUGGUUCUACUCAGGUGCCCGUUCGUGUCUGAAAUAAUGCACGGAGGGACACUUGAGGUCUACCUCAACCAGUAAAUUAUCGCCAAAUGGCAUAUACUGUGUCGGUGUGACGUAAACCCAAUCAAACAAACCAACAAACUGAACAAUGUAGAAUAAUCUCAUAAUAUAGGUUCAAUAUUUCAGAAAAGUUGUGUAGAGUGCUAAAGAAAAGAUACCAAAAGAAGGGUUUGGUAAUAAUAAUUCUACUUGAAUUUAAAUGACAAUUACCAAGAUUUCGUUGUUGUAAUAUAUCUUUUUCGAUAUAGUCUUUCACACCAGUAAAACCUUUUAUGGCUAUUUAUUAUGAUAGUUUGUUCUAUAUAAAUAU